Molecule: messenger RNA, 489 nt
Organism: Drosophila grimshawi
Lineage: Eukaryota; Metazoa; Arthropoda; Insecta; Diptera; Drosophilidae
Exons: 2
Coding region: 11-400 (129 amino acids)
Source: RefSeq, a predicted model, not a curated record
ACACACAAUCAUGGCAGACAGCAAGCAAAUUCAGAUUCAGAUUCAGGCAGUCGCAAUUGUUGGAUUGUUGGUUGUGCAUUUUUGUUGUGCGUUGCCUUAUGGAUCGCAUGACAAUGACAUUGAUGGCAACUAUCAGGGCCCGGCGGGGGGCGGGGCAAGUGGGCGACCCGUGGACUAUCAUACGGUUGUGGGCCAUUUUAAGGACUUCUUCAUGUAUCUGCCGGUCAUGAUGACCACGCUGAAGGAAACCAUGUCCGGAUUCCCGAAAUUUGCCGAAGGCGUUCGCAUCUUAACCUCCGGCAAGGGACGAGUCGAUGGCGAGGAUUGCAAGUGCAAUCUGAAUAGCCUGGCAAGUGGAUCGAGCAGCGAGGUGCUGGAGAGCAGCAGACGUUAUGAUUGAAGAAUCUGAAGAUUUCUAGAACUGUGUAUAUUUCAUGUAAAUACUUAUGAAUAUUUAUUAACUAGUGCUAAGUACAAUAAAUAAAAUAA